UAAAACCAGACAUAUUGGUAUCUUGUAUGAAGCAACCGCUUGUGUACUCCCCUAACAGCAAACUUAGCGAUGCUAACAGUUUAGAAGUUCAGUUAGUAACGUUAGCCUCCUGCCGUCGACAUGAACGCGUAUCACGUUUUGGAGCUGGUGGGAGAGGGCUCGUUUGGUCGAGUUUACAAGGGGAGGAAAAGAUUUACUGGCCAGGUGGUGGCUCUGAAGUUUAUGCCAAAAGUGGGUCGUUCUGAAAAGGAGUUGCGAAGUCUCAAGAGAGAGAUUGAGAUUAUGAGGGGUCUUCAGCAUCCAAACAUUGUCCAGCUCUUUGACAGCUUUGAGACUGAAACGGAGGUUGUGGUUGUAACUGAGUAUGCAGAGGGUCAGUUGUUCCAGAUACUUGAGGAUGAUGGGCAUUUACCAGAAAGCCAGGUCCGUGGGAUUGCCUGCCAGCUGGUCUCAGCUCUGUAUUAUUUACACUCCCAUCGCAUUCUUCAUCGUGACAUGAAACCACAAAAUAUACUAUUGGGGAAAAGUGGGGUAGUGAAACUGUGUGACUUUGGAUUUGCCAGGGCCAUGAGCGUUUCCACCUUGGUGCUGACUUCUAUCAAGGGAACACCUCUGUACAUGUCUCCUGAGCUGGUGGAAGAAAAGCCAUAUGAUCACACUGCUGAUCUCUGGUCUUUAGGCUGCAUCCUGUAUGAGCUCCACACGGGGGCGCCUCCGUUCUACACUAACUCCAUCUUCCACCUGGUGCAACUCAUUGUGAAAGAUCAAGUAAAAUGGCCAGACACCAUGAGCGACACCUGCACGAGUUUCCUGAAAGGUUUGUUGACCAAAGACCCUCAGAAGAGGUUGUCAUGGCCAGACCUCCUGCACCAUCCCUUCGUUGCUGAUGGUGUUUUAGUGCUGUCAGACACAAAUGUUUUCAGUCCCCUGACAGUCACACCCAGCCCAGACAUGCUGGCGCUGAAACUUCAGCAAGUGGCAGCAAAGACGGUACCGAUUUCUGGAGAAAGUAGAUUACUGCGAAAGGCCAGGGAACAGAAGGAGAACAGCAGCAGAGGGAAACCAGUGGGUAGUGACAGUUCAAAAAAAAAAAAGGAUGGAGCAGGAAAUGAAAGGACCAACUCUGCGAUGGCAGCAACACCCACCAGAGCCAUGCCCCUCUCCAGUGAUUGGUCUGUUACAUCAGGUCACUCUGUCGUGGCACCUGCCAAUAAAAUGCUCGACCCAAAGAUUCAAGGCUGCGUGAGAUCAAAACACAGGGGUCAGAUCAGCAGAGACUAUGAACAGGAAUUCCCCUCUGUAGAGGUCGGCCCACAACAGGUGUGGAGAUACAAUGAGAACAGACAGACCACACUGCACAGGCAGAAUGUCGACAGUGAGGAGUACUGGGAGAAACUGGCCCAAGAAUCAGAUCCAAGCAAACAGCAGAAGGAACUAUUGAAUUAUAAUGACAUUAUACCUCAACUAAAAACCAAGAUUCUAGAUUUUAAAUCUCAGUUAACAGGCGGCGUUGUUAAAGAAGCCUAUCAGAUUCACCAACCACUAAAAGUCUUAGGCAACCUGAUUCUGACCUCUGACCUUGAGAAGUCAUACCACAUCGGCCGUGAGCUUGGACUACCCCAUAUCCUCUUUGACCUGGUCCAUGACACUGUAGAAAACUCAAAUUUCAUCAAGCAACCAUGGAGUGUGCCAGCACUUAAACAAAUGAUUGUAGUGCUCUUAAUCUACUGGGAUAAACAUAAUGACUGGACGGAAGAAGAACAUAGACUGGAAGAGUUCACCAAGCCCUUCGUCACAAUUCUUAGUCACCCAGACCUUGUUCCUUUGGCACCUUUUGCUGCCUCUGUUUUGUCUCUUUUGACACAACACAAUGUCAGUGUCGAAGUUGAUAUGAGCAAUCUGACCUCCUUGCUGAAAAACCUGCAUUUGGACUCAUAUGAGCCCCAGCUUUCUCUUCCUUCUGGCUGGGGACUCUGUGAUGGCCUCCUGUAUUUACUCCUACACAUGCUCUCUGAGCAUGAAAAUGGCUCUGGAUCUUCAUGUUUAGAUCCAGUUAUGUUUCUGGAUUUGUGGAAAAAAAUUGGUAAUUCACUCGCAGAGACAACAGCAGAGACACAUUUCUGUUCAGCAAAUGGGCUGUAUUCCUUGCUGUCUGCUGCGCUGUUUGUCUUCACCAAGGAUCCAUACUCAUGCAUUCCUCUGUUUUCUGAGAGCGAAUCAAAAUGUGUAUACGCUCUUGGCCGGCUGCUGGGCACUGACUGUCUUCAUUUGUUUGCUGAAGGCAGUCCUGGGAGACUUGAGGUAGAUCUGAGUCACGACAACCUGUCCGUGUUGAGCUGCCACUUGCUGUGCUUUCCGUUUGCCCUGGACCUGCCUUCACACACCACUUCCACAAUUCUCCAGUUGUAUGACAGUUGUGGUAUUGUUGCGAGCCUCCUGCAGGUAAUUCAAACUCUUCCUCCUCCUCUGCUGGAGCUGCCUCUCUCCCUGCUGAGCCGUAUGCUCCUGUGUGACCCUGAGCGCUCCGUUUCCCGCCUCAGAAAGACUGCCUCUGGUUUUUUCACGCCACCCAGGGACAGCCAGCUCACUGCCUCCAAACGCCAGACACCGCUAACCAGAACCUCCAGCUCUCUUCUCUUUGACUUGCUGCAGCUGGAUGUGCUGUCAGACUCUGCCGUGGAGCUCCUAACUCUGUUGUCCCAAGUAGCCCGUUAUUCCUCUCAGCCUGACUGUCUUCACCUUCACCUGGAAGCCUCAGUGCUGCACCAGGCGCUGGCUCACUCUCGUGACCAGAUCAGGGCUGCCACUUGUAGACUUUUGGCAAAUCUGGAUCCAUUCAGGCCUCCUACUCUGCAACUUGACAUUUUCAAGAGCAUGAUAGGCUGUCUUCAUGACUCCUGCCUGCCAGUCCGGCGAUUGGCUUGCAGAGCAGUUGGGAACUGGUUGGGAUAUAUUGCAGCUGGGGCAGGGUUUAAAAUGGGCAGGUCCAAUGGACAGGGCAGUGACACUACAGGGUGGGGCAAAGAGAAAGAACAAAACAAACACAACAGUUCACACAGUGAGACAGCAGGAGAUUUAACUACUGUAGUGGAACAGGGAGUGGACGAUGAGGAGGGGAGCAGGUGGAUGGAGGAGGCCAGGAGGACAGCAGCCACGCUGGCACCUCUGAUCACUGACCCUGAUGCCCUCACACGCCGUCACUGUUGUGCAGCCCUGGGAAACCUAGUUAAUGUUGAUGGCGCUGUAUCCUCGUUGCUGGAGGAGGAUGUGUCUAGCUUACUUUUGAGAGCUGCAUGCACGGAUUCCCAUAAUGCAGUGAGACGAGCCGCCAUAGCAACCCUGUGCCUGUGCAGUGAGCAGGACGCCAUACGUCAGGUCCUGAUAUCCCUCGAUGCCAGGAAGAAACUUCUACAGGCUUCACAACAUGCACCUCCACAGUGUGACUAUCAUCCGCUCAUUGCACAGCUGUAAGUGAGUCCGGUUCAUGAGAAAUGAUAUCAGAUCCAUGUGUAGAAACACUCUCCCUCCUUACUUUACUGUGCUACUUCCUCCUAGCUAAAGCAAUGUGAUAGAAGAGGACAGAUAAUAAUCAGAUCCCCUGUUUGCUGUUUUUUU
Messenger RNA from Toxotes jaculatrix (banded archerfish), 3615 nucleotides. RefSeq names its product serine/threonine kinase 36 (fused homolog, Drosophila) (gene stk36). Gene Ontology annotation, molecular function: protein kinase activity; ATP binding. Gene Ontology annotation, cellular component: cytoplasm. The transcript is spliced from 20 exons. Gene Ontology annotation, biological process: protein phosphorylation. The coding region runs from base 121 to 3471 and encodes 1116 amino acids. Lineage: Eukaryota; Metazoa; Chordata; Actinopteri; Toxotidae. The record is from RefSeq and is a predicted model, not a curated record.